This is a messenger RNA of Homarus americanus (American lobster), 2615 nucleotides long. It is a transcript of the gene PpD3, whose product is annotated as serine/threonine-protein phosphatase 5-like. Gene Ontology annotation, cellular component: nucleus; cytosol. The record is from RefSeq and is a predicted model, not a curated record. The transcript is spliced from 10 exons. Gene Ontology annotation, molecular function: protein serine/threonine phosphatase activity; protein binding. The coding region runs from base 47 to 1495 and encodes 482 amino acids. NCBI's taxonomy places the organism in Eukaryota, Metazoa, Arthropoda, Malacostraca, Decapoda, Nephropidae.
AACCAGGAACACCUUCAAGACCCACGAGACAAAAUUUCACCUAAAAAUGUCUAAAAUAUCGGAAGAAAACAUCAAGAAGGCUGAGGAACUGAAGAAUGAAGCUAAUGAAUACUUUAAGAAACAGCAGUACGACAAGGCCAUCGAGCUGUACAGUUUGGCGAUAGACCUAAACGACAACAUCGCCAUUUACUACGGCAAUAGGAGCUUUGCGUAUCUGCGGACGGAAUGCUUUGGCUACGCCCUCCAGGAUGCGUCAAAGGCCUUGGAACUCGACAAGGCAUAUGUCAAGGGCUACUACAGAAGGGCAUCUGCGUACAUGUCCCUCGGCAAGUUUAAACUGGCUCUAAAGGAUUACGAGACGGUGACUAAAACGCGCCCUAACGAUCGGGAUGCCAAAGUGAAGUACAACGAGUGUCAGAAAGUCGUCAAGAUGUUGAUGUUCCAGAAGGCGAUCGCCGUCGACGAUGACAACAAAUCUGUGGCGCAAUCUAUAGACCUGGAAUCUAUGGCUAUAGAAGACGACUACGUUGGGCCACGACUUGAGGACGGCAGAGUUACGGGACAGUUCAUGAAGGAGUUAAUGGAACACUACAAGGGCCAGAAGAAACUCCACCGCCGCUAUGCUUAUAAGAUACUGUUGGACGUAAAGGAUCAGCUCAUGAAACAGCCAACGCUGGUCGACGUGACCAUCCCCGACGACUCCAAGUUCACCGUCUGCGGGGACAUCCACGGGCAGUUCUACGACCUCAUGAAUAUUUUCAACCUAAACGGCCUUCCCUCGACGACCAAUCCUUAUCUCUUCAACGGGGAUUUCGUCGACAGAGGGUCGUUCUCCGUCGAGUGUAUUUUCGUAUUGUUUGGCUUCAAGCUCUUGUACCCCGAUCACUUCUUCAUGUCGAGAGGGAACCACGAGAGUGUAACUAUGAACCAAAUGUAUGGGUUCCAAGGGGAGGUGAAGGCCAAGUACACCUCACAGAUGGCCGAGCUCUUCACCGAGGUCUAUAAUUGGUUGCCGCUCUGCCACUGCCUCAACUCUAGGGUCCUGGUGAUGCAUGGGGGACUGUUCUCCGAGGACAACGUCACCUUAGACGACAUAAGAAAAACAGAACGGAACAGACAGCCACCGGAAGAAGGCAUCAUGUGCGAGCUGUUAUGGAGCGACCCCAUGCCAGGCGGCGGUCGAGCUCCGAGCAAACGAGGCGUAGGGAUCCAGUUCGGCCCCGACGUCACUAAACGAUUCCUCGAGAAGAAUAACCUCGACUUAGUCAUCCGUUCGCACGAGGUUAAGGCCGACGGCUAUGAGGUGGCACACGACGGCAAGUGCAUCACAGUUUUCUCCGCACCGAAUUAUUGCGACACAAUGGGCAACAAAGGAGCUUUUAUCACCAUGAACGGGAAGGACCUUGAACCAAGAUACUCCACCUACGAAGCUGUUCCUCAUCCUCCCGUCAAACCAAUGGCUUACGCUAAUUCAAUCCUAAGUUUGUUUAGUUAAGAUAACGACGUAGAAUUCUAGAGUUAACAGUUGCACAGAAGACCCCUCCUACCCCAUGACUGUUAGUUUCCGGUGCAAGAUGGCGGGGAUCAUCAAUAGAGGCUCCUGCCUUCAGCGACUCAACUGUAUAAUUCAUUUCUAUAGAUAAGUUUCUCUGGGGGGUUAAACGUGGCGUCGGGUUGAGUCUCGUCGGGGGUUUUGACUCGGCGUUUCAGGUCGUCGGGUACUGCUAGGGGCCGAGUCGACCAUCGUGAACUUUGACCCGACGUUACGAGGCCUCCGAGAGAUGAACCGGUGUACGAGUAUUCUGCGCUCAAUCAAUCCACACUGCAGACAGUUGACACACACACACACAGUCACACACACAGACAUACACACGAACCUAAAAGAAUGUACACUGUAAUCUCUCGUAUCUGUGCCUUGAGGAUAAACAAGAGUAUUGUGAUACCGCUGAGUGUGUUACCUUGUAUGGGGGUGUGUGACGGGAAGGCUAUUGGCAAGUGCGUUAGGAGCGUUCGGGAUUAUGCCGGGUCUAAGGUUCUGGUGGCUUACGUCCAAUCAGAUCCCAGUCGCAAAGGUCAAGUCCAAGUGGCAAUAACAAUACAACCCCUUCUACUUCACUACACCCCUCUCCCCCUCCCACACCCAUCACACCCCCCUCCACCCCCUAACUCACACAGUCAGUCCACUAAACCAUAUUCUGGACUACUCCUGUUUCCAUUUUCUAACACAUUAUCAUCUUCGCUUCAGCUCGAGAGAUACUUAACACAGUGAGAAUAAUCAUAGCUUGUAGAAAUAUCAUAAAUUCUCGGAUAAUUCAGGUAGGUUCAGGGGAUUGGUAAAAUUAGUAGGAGUUUAUCGAUUAAAAUCAUCAAGCGAGUUCAGAUUUUGUCGUGUAUAUAGAUAACGCAGAUAAACACUCCAGCAUGUAUAUAGACAGUACAUGUAUACAGUUCAGCACGUAUGUAGACAAUACUGGUCGGAUAUAGUUCAGCACAUAUAUAGAAUAUUUAGGGAUAUAAACAAUAUACCUAGACAGUACAGGUAUACAAACAAUAUACCUAGACAGUACAGGUAUACAAACAAUAUACCUAGACAGUACAGGCAUGCAAACAAUAUA